This is a messenger RNA of Cucurbita pepo subsp. pepo (vegetable marrow), 1791 nucleotides long. The record is from RefSeq and is a predicted model, not a curated record. Lineage: Eukaryota; Viridiplantae; Streptophyta; Magnoliopsida; Cucurbitales; Cucurbitaceae.
GUUCAAGUCAAACACGUUUUUGUGUCUUACUCGCGUUCUUCUCUUGUGACCCAUGCCUAAUUGGAACGGUAUUUCACGGACUCGCUCGGAUUUCGUUUUUACUCCUGCUCUCUUGCUCUCUCGCACCGGCCACUACAAACCCAAGAUGCAGUCGCUCAAAUUUUUUACCAGGAAAGGUUUAUUCGGCUGAGUCCGACGCAGGGAUUCGAGCCCAGCGCUGAGCUUCGAUGAUGGAAUGAAGGUCUUUAUGCCUACUGAAUUCUUCAAAAACAAAUUCCUUGUCCAUUUUGUAACGAGUGGAUUUCUUAAUUUCUCUUUUGUUUUCUCGUCCCUUUUUUGUGCAUAAUCAGCAAAGUUACGGAGCCUUUUUAAUCGUUGAUUCUGUGGUUGGAUUUUACUUGUCAUUCCUUUAUGAUGACUCAGAUGUGCUAAUAUUGUGGCCAGUUUUUGCCUGUCAUACUUGAUUGGCUUACCUGAAUCUCUACUUCGUAUGUCUUUUAUCUAUAAUUUUGAUUCUCAUUUAGCAACACCAAAACUGAGCUCUGCUCUCCGAGUCUUAUCCGUGGCAUAUAGAAAUGAUAUGAAAUUUAACUUCGAAAGAAUUCCAGAGGGGAGAGGGAAACCAAAUCAGGGAUUCGGUACUUCAAAUUGAUUUCAAACCAGGAUCUUACAUGUGACCUAGUGAUGACCAAAACAAGUAUAGACGUCUCCAAGAAUGAGCGAAAUGAUGUUCUGGAAGCUUUUAAUCCUGCAAUUUCUAAGUUUCUUGCGCAACUUUCUCAGAAGGUUCAAAAUUCUAUCAAGCCUCAGCUUAAGGGACUAGCAAGUGAUGGUCAGAAAUUAACGUCAAUGAACCCAUCCACAAAAGGGGAGAAGAAGGGGUCUUCUUCAUCCUGGGAGUUUGAUGUGGAGAAGCAGCUUCAGGCAUGGAGGGAGAACCCUUCAUGGACGGAUAAGCCUCCACAAAUAAAGGUCAGUGUACCAAAAGAUACCCUUAGCAAACUCGAUGUAAAGGUUGAUGUUGGUUUGCCUCCGGAUGCUGUCUAUAAUAUUGUGACAGACCCCGAUAACAAGAGAGUUUUCAAGAAUAUUAAAGAGGUGAUAUCCAGAAGGGUUUUGAUUGAUGAAGGAUCGAGACAAGUGGUUGAGCUGGAGCAAGCAGCUUUGUGGAGAUUUCUUUGGUGGUCAGGGACCAUUGCAGUUCACGUUCUAGUAGAUCAAAACAGAGCAGAUCACUCGAUGAAAUUCAAGCAACUGAAGGCUGGAUUUAUGAAGAGAUUUGAAGGCCGGUGGAGAGUAGAGCCUCUAUUUGUUGAUGAAGGAAUGUGCAUUCCGACAAAACCAAAGAAUUUGGAAGAUUAUAAUGCUUGCACAAAGGGCAAAGGAAGAAUCGGGUCAAGGGUGAGCCUGGAACAGCUUAUCGAGCCGGCCAUUGUUCCCCCGCCGCCCAUCUCCUGGUAUCUACGUGGAAUUACCACGAGGACAACGGAGAUGCUCAUUCUUGAUCUCCUUGCUGAAGCCGAAAGGAUAAGGGGAGAUGUGAAAGAUGAAGUUACAAACGAGGAGCUUCAAAUUUCUCAGAGAAUAUGUGAUAGCAACUCGUUAGAUAGCGUUCUUGAUAUUAAACAAAGAUGGGCCAUCCAUAGGAGAAAUGCGAAACAACGUGGUAGGACUAGGAGCUUCCUUGCUGCCAAAUGAAUAAUCCUUUUUAAACCUAUAUUAUGUAUUACACUCUCAUUUUCUUUGUUCUCUCUCCAGCUAAUGAGAUGACAAUCUUGAAUUUGCAUCAUA